AACAAGAUGAGAUUAACAUUGAGUAUGAAUAAGAAGAUUCACAUAGAAAUAACAUUAGAUUGAGUAGUUAUAAUGUCCUCAGAGAGUCAUGAUGGUAUAGGUGAAGAAAAUGUUUCACAGCAUUUAAAUGUAGAGGAAAUUACAGUCGAAGGAGAUAGAGAAGUAAAUGAAAAUCAUGGUAAUAAUGAAGAUGGUAUAGAAAUACUAUCAACUAGUCAAAUACAAGAUGCACUCAAUUCUAAUCAGGUAAAAGAUGAACCUAUAGAUCCUGUUUUAUCUGGUGCAGGAAAAAGAGUAAGUGAUGAACUGGAAGAAUCAUCUAAUAAAAGACUGCGAGUCGAACCAAUUACCAAUGAAGUAGUUAUAGCUGAUAGUGAAGGAACAACAUCUAAUUCAAACAAUAAUAAUGGUACUGAACAAAUAGAUGAAAGAGAAAAUUUGGCAUUGAUAGCAAACGAAUUGGAAAAUGCAACGGAAUCUAACAAAGACAAAGAAAACGACAAGACAAAUAAUCAAGAUAAAGAAGAUACCGUAUUGCAUGAUGGAAUUCAAGUUCCAGCAAAUUCAGAAUUGUUAAAUACAAGUAGUGCAUUAGAAGCGUACAAGGCUUUAUCAAGUCAAUUACCACCUUUGGCAAUGUUAGCUAAUGCUCAAAUGGCAGCUUUACCAUUACCUAUAGUAGCUGCUGAUUAUUUACCUCCAAGAAUUCAAUUAUUGAUUAAUACAUUACCAACAUUAGACAAUUUAGCUACACAAUUAUUAAGAGUUGUUGCUCUUGGUCCAUAUCAGAAAAUUAUUGAUUUAGCAUCAAAUCCGGACACUCCUGCUGGUGCCACAUAUAGAGAUUUAACAUCGCUUUUUGAAUUCACAAAGAGAUUAUAUUCUGAAGAAGAUCCAUUCUUAACUGUUGAACAUUUGGCUCCAGGUAUGUGGAAAGAAGGAGACAAAACUCCCAGCAUGUUUAGAAACAGAGAACAAAGUAUAGAGUCUACAUUAAGAAAAGUUAAUCUUGCUACAUUUUUAGCAGCUACUUUGGGUACUAUUGAAGUUGGUUUCUUCUACUUAAACGAAUCCUUUUUGGAUGUGUUUUGUCCAAACAAUAACUUAGAACCAAGUAAUGCCUUAUCUAAUAUGGGUGCUAACAAUAUGAGUUUACAAAGUGGUAUUAAUACGGCAAUAGGUGAAAAAGUUGGUAAAUUGUUAAAGCCUCAAGCAGAGUUAUACUUGGAUUUGAAAACCCAAGCUUACAUAUCUGCUAUAGAAGCUGGUGAAAGAUCAAGAGAAGAAAUUUUGGAAGAUAUUUUGCCUCACAAUUUUGAUGAAAUAUUGUUGACUAGAAGAGGCACUAAAGUUCUUUCUCCAAUUGAAUUGGAUUUUAUUGAACGUUGUAGAUCUAGAAAAGAUAUCCUAUUAUCAUAUAAUGGAGAACGAAGUCUAAGUGAAGAAUACGAUUGGUUUUCAUUUUUAAAAGUAUUAUUUGAUUAUGUUGCUAAGAAUAUGGGAUUCUUAAUCUGGGGUAAGAAAGGUAGACCAGUUAAAAGUAGAGGAAAUGCUACUAAUGAAGUUGAAGCUGCAACUCCUCAUAGUCAAGAAUUAUUAGCUAGCGGAAGAACCAUUGCUGCAGAAAAUACCUCUGAUGAAAUACCUACAGGAACUUCACGUCCUAAUGCUGGACCUAUUGCAUUUAACAAUAAUUCACAAACUAGAAAUAAAGAUAUUAAUGAUAUAAUGAAUGCCCUUCUUCCUUCAGAAAUAGUCGAACAACAGAUACAUCUUAGAAUAAAUCCAAACCCAAAUACGAAAUCACAAUCCAGAAGACCAUGGACAAGAGAAGAAGAAAAGGCUUUGAGACAUGCAUUGGAAUUGAAGGGACCACAAUGGGCUACAAUUUUGGAGUUAUUUGGUAACGGAGGUAAGAUAUCAGAAGCAUUGAAGAAUCGUUCACAAGUUCAAUUGAAAGACAAAGCUAGAAACUGGAAAAUGUUUUUCCUUAAGAGUGGAUUACCAGUUCCCGCAUACUUACAAAGAGUAACCGGUGAACUUGAACGAGAUGAUAAAGCAAGAAGUAACAAGAGAGCCAAUAAGAAUAAGAAGACAGCCGCAGCUCCAGUGCCGAGUGUCCAACAACAACAACAACCGCAAUCUCAAGAUUCCCAAACUCAAACCCCAAUAACUCAAUCACCACAAGUAGAGGCACAAACUCAAUCAGCACAAUGAUAGUUACAAUUGUAUAUAUAUAUAUAUGUAUAGAAAUAAAUGAAAUGGGUUAAAAAAAUGAGAUAUUGCGCUGUGUUGCAACGUGCAUUGUUUUGUGGA
This is a messenger RNA of Scheffersomyces amazonensis, 2316 nucleotides long. RefSeq names its product Tbf1p (gene TBF1). The record is from RefSeq and is a predicted model, not a curated record. The transcript has a single exon. Gene Ontology annotation, molecular function: double-stranded telomeric DNA binding; protein homodimerization activity. The coding region runs from base 73 to 2217 and encodes 714 amino acids. Lineage: Eukaryota; Fungi; Ascomycota; Pichiomycetes; Serinales; Debaryomycetaceae. Gene Ontology annotation, biological process: telomere maintenance via telomere lengthening.